Messenger RNA from Letharia columbiana, 1824 nucleotides. RefSeq lists its product as uncharacterized. The coding region runs from base 1 to 1824 and encodes 607 amino acids. NCBI's taxonomy places the organism in Eukaryota, Fungi, Ascomycota, Lecanoromycetes, Lecanorales, Parmeliaceae. The transcript has 4 exons. Gene Ontology annotation, biological process: DNA-templated transcription. The record is from RefSeq and is a predicted model, not a curated record. Gene Ontology annotation, molecular function: DNA binding; zinc ion binding.
AUGGAUGCAGAUGACGAGCCUUUAGAUGUGGCCAUACAGGUUGGGAGACUUAGCAUCACGGAAAAAAUCGGAGGCUUCUUCAGGCCUCAUGUCGCCAGUCAGCUUGAUGCUCUUCUAUCUGACACAGAUCAUACCGCGCGCCCAUACACCCCCCAGACUGCCUAUGGCGCACCCAUGGUUCAGCGUCCAACCCACCUGGGGGCCGCAUCAGCUUUUGCUCUGGUCAAACGGGUUCUACCCCUCGAGCCUUCAUCUGGCUUUCUGACCACCGCAUCACAGUCCUUUCUCCCUCAACCCGGGCUUGAGCUCCCAACUGGCGAUGAGCUCACUCUACUUUACUACCAAUAUUGGUCUGCCGUGGACUCUCUUGCUCACAUCAUUCACAAGCCCUCUUUUGAAAGAGAUUGUCGCAAGUACUUGCUGCAUAGUCAGGUCAUUGACGCUGCUCCCGUAUCUUUCAAAGCCCUUCUUCUCGCAAUGUGUCUGGCCGCCGCAGUCAGUCUACCAUCUAUGCAAGCCGAGGAGGUAUUGGGCGUCACGCAACAGACGCUUGUCGGCAGGCUCAAAAUUGCGACCGAGAGGGCUUUGACCGAUGCCAAUGCCAUGAGCUCUGUCAACGUACAGACUCUUCAGGCUUUCACGGUCUACCUAAUCCCUCAAUAUCGUGCAGAAAUCUCAAGGUCGCAUACCGUCUACGUCGGAACGCUCAUCCGCCUUGCAAUGAGUGCUGGUCUCAAUCGCGAUUCUAGCGGUCCAAGCAUGGAUCCCGUCGAAGGUCAAGUACGCAGACUGCUUUGGCACCAGAUUUGCUUUCUCGACCUCCUCACUACCGAGGCUCAAGGACCUCAACCAGUAAUCCGCGAUGGUAGCUUCGAUACGACACUGCCGUUGAACAUCAACGAUGACGCUCUCGACUGGCCAGACAAUAAGUCAGUCCCUACGUCUGGGUGGACAGACGCGACUUUUUCUAUCAUACAAUAUGAAUGCUGCAUAGUGAUCAGACUCAUCUACGCACAGCGGUUGGCAAUAGAAAAUGGCCAGACUGAUCUCAAGACCGCCCGGAAGAAGGUUGGUGAGCAGGAAGCUCGCAUCGAGCGCAAAUACCUUCAUCAUCUCGACAAAGCCAUACCCAUCCAGCGCUGCGCCAAACUUGUUGGGCGGCUCUUUACCGCGAGAUUCGAUGCGAUGCUAUUACAUCAACAUUGGCAAAUGGACGUUAAGAGUGAAUUGCAGAUGAACAUCCGAGAAACACUCGUCGAAUCUUGCCUUGCAGUAUGCGAAUGCGCCGUCGCCCUCGACACCGACCCGGACCUCGCACCCUGGGCCUGGUACGCCAGAGCAUACCAGCAAUACCAGGGAUCUAUCUAUCUCCUCAUGGAAGUCUAUCGCGAACCCUCUACCCGCUACGCCGAUCGCAUCAACCAGGUCCUAGACCAUGUCUUCGAAGCUACUCCCCACCUGAGCAGCACGGAGAGAAGCAGAAGCCUUCUCCAACUCCUAGCCGAGGAACUUGACAAGAUGACGCAGCUUCGCAAAGUCAAGCAUUCACAGUUCACAGUGUCGGAUAAUGGCAGUAGCAGUCCGAACGACCACACAGGCAUGGCGAAAACCCCAGAAGACGGUCAACAUUGGAAUCAUUGGCAGCCGGAAGUGAUGUAUCCGCAAGCCUACAGGCACAAUCUGCCUCCUAUGAGCGACGAAGGGUGGUGGCCGAUCCCAGUCCAACAUGGGAUGCUUUGUGACUCUACGGUCCCAGAGCACCAUGGGUACACGGGCCCACAACACCAUGACUACGGCUACGGUAUGGGCUCAGGUCCUAUGUAA